Messenger RNA from Musa acuminata AAA Group (dessert banana), 1944 nucleotides. RefSeq lists its product as uncharacterized. The transcript is spliced from 5 exons. The coding region runs from base 295 to 1536 and encodes 413 amino acids. NCBI's taxonomy places the organism in Eukaryota, Viridiplantae, Streptophyta, Magnoliopsida, Zingiberales, Musaceae. Gene Ontology annotation, molecular function: double-stranded DNA binding. Gene Ontology annotation, biological process: regulation of DNA-templated transcription. The record is from RefSeq and is a predicted model, not a curated record.
UGUUGUAAUUGGAAGGUCUACGCAUUGCCCAACACAAAAUGUCUUCCAGUUUUACUCAUUAAGGUUCAUGGAAAAGUCUGUUCUUUGUUGCAAAGCACAAGUCCCUGGCCUGUUUGAAAUCUCUGAUAGAUGAAGGGGCCUCAAUGGAAUUUGGAAGACCAGUUUUUGUGUUGAUCAGGAUUACCAUUGGCUUGGUACUCACCCAUUUCUUUUGCAUGUAAGAAGGUGUCACUUUGCUUGCAGGUUGAAUGGACUUCAGAGAAUCAAAACUUGUCGAAUUUUGUGUAGCUGUGCAUGAAUUGUGGAACUGAUAGAACAAACAAGUGCAUCAAGAAUAUUGGAAGGUCAUUUUCCUCUCCCACGAUGGCGGCUGCGACGCUGCGCUCCGUACUCCGCCGCAAUCGCCUCCUUCCCUUGUUCGAAACCUGCCGCCUUCGAGAUCGCCUCUUCUUCUCCUCCUCUGUCGACGCUGCCGCCGUCACCGUAGGCGGCACCAUGUCUCCAGAUCCCCACUUCAUGGUGGAAUACCUCCUGAACUCCUGCGGGUUCUCCUCCUCCGAGGCAGCCAAGUUCUCUAAAUCCCUUGCGCACCUCCGAUCCACCGAGAAACCCGACGACGUCCUUAACUUCAUGAGAUCUCAGGGCUUCGACGGCGCCGGUAUCAGGAAGGUGAUAUCUGCGGAUCCCAGAUACUUAUGCUACAACGUGGAGAAGAACCUCGCCCCGAAGUUUCAGUUCUUACGCGAUUUGGGCCUAUCUGAGUCGGAUAUCGUCGAUGCCAUCCUGAAGAACAAUGGCAUCCUCCACUACAACGUUCACCGUUACUUGGUCCCCAAAUUGGAGAUGUGGGAAAGUCUCUUGGGAUCGAGAGAGCUCGUUCUCAAGCAUCUCAAGAAGUCAAGAUGGUUUUUCUUCUCCAGCGUUGAGAAGACUUUGCAGCCUAACCUAAAGUUCUUGAGGGAUGAGUGCGGCAUUCCUGAAGAAAGGGUCUCUGUCGUCUUGAGAAGUGACCCAAAAUUCAUCUCACAGAAAUCAGAGUCUCUCCGAGCUUUGGUGGCGAGAGCCGAUGAGCUGGGGAUGCCACGGCAAUCUCGGAUGUUCGUGCGGACACUUGUUGCUCUCCACAACGUAAGCAAAGAAAGGUUCGAGGCCAAGGUCGAGCUCAUGAGGAGCUUCGGGUGGUCGGAGUCGGAGUUUUCUUCUGCAGUCAGGAAAUCACCCACCUUCUUAGGUAUCUCCCUCGAUAUGUUUCGCAGAAAAGUGGAAUUUUUUAUCAAUGUGGUCGGUUACACCCCUUCCUUCAUCGCCUCCCAACCAUCUAUCUUGCUAUUUAGUCUGCAGAAGAGGGUAAUUCUUCGGUUUCGUGUCACAGAGAUGUUGAAAUCGAAAGGAUUGUGGACGGGACAAGCCAAGUUUCCAUACAUUCUCGCAUUAUCAGAUACCAAAUUCUUGGAGAAGUUUGUUCUCCCUCACGAAGAAAAUGUUCCUGAGCUGCUCGAUAUUUUGAGAGUUGAUGGCGUGUGUAAAGGAAAAUGAUACCUUUCAUUUGGUAUCGGAGGCUGAGAAAGGGCUUAGCUGAUGGUCUAAUUUGCCAACAAAGGUGCAGAUCUCUUCAUUCUUGGAGUUCAUUCUUGGAUUUGGUGGAUGCAACUUCUCAUCAUCAUAGCUGAAGCUUCUGGUCUACUUGAAAGCCUUCAGAAGGCUGCACAACUAAAUUUCUCCAACAUCUGAAUCGAACUAAUUCCCUUGAGUUAGUCGAUUCACUGGUUCCUUCUUUUAUUUCUUUGUUCAAGUCUUUAUGUUGUCGAUGUGGUCCAUGUUUCCCGCAUCAUGAAAGGCGUGGGCCAUUGGCUAGUCAAUCUUGGAAGGACUGUAAAUUCUGUCUUUUUGGUUCUUGUAAUAAUAGAUCAAUCUAGCUCGGUAUCUAAUCCACUUUAAUCUUUA